AUGAGCGCCUUCACUUCCCAGCGAUCCCCGUCAACAUUCAAAUCAUCCUCCAACCAACGCAUGCACCCAAACUACCGCAAGCGUUUCCUCGAAGAUCAAAAGUCCCAGGGCGAGAGCAAAGCUAUGGAGAAAUUCCAGUCUCGCGAAUGGAAGGCCGGUGAUAUUUAUGCUCCUCAUGAUCUUAGCCCGGCAGAGAUGAAGAAAUGGUCCAAGCGCAAGGCUCCUUCAUUUGAUGCUUUUGACGCCUUGAACCUGAACCCAUUGGACCUGCACAAGAACUUCGCUAUCAUGUCCGAAUAUGUGUCCCCUCUGGGACGUAUCAAGCACCGCAACCAGACUGGUUUGCGCCCUGUCAACCAGCGGAAGAUUGCAAAGGCCAUUCGAAGGGCCAUGGGACUUGGUCUCUUGCCCUCUGUCCACCGACACCCUGAAAUCCUGGCAUCAGAGGCUAGGUCAAAGAUGAGUUCCUUUUACUAG
Molecule: messenger RNA, 477 nt
Organism: Penicillium longicatenatum
Lineage: Eukaryota; Fungi; Ascomycota; Eurotiomycetes; Eurotiales; Aspergillaceae
Product: mitochondrial 37S ribosomal protein bS18m
Exons: 3
Coding region: 1-477 (158 amino acids)
Biological process (GO): mitochondrial translation
Cellular component (GO): ribosome; mitochondrial small ribosomal subunit
Molecular function (GO): small ribosomal subunit rRNA binding; structural constituent of ribosome
Source: RefSeq, a predicted model, not a curated record